Moneuplotes crassus is the source of this 651-nucleotide messenger RNA. The record is from the annotation of a GenBank genome assembly. Lineage: Eukaryota; Ciliophora; Spirotrichea; Euplotida; Euplotidae.
AUUUUAAGUAAUAAAAAUGAUUUCUAACCUUGUGAGAAAGAAAAUUUCAAGGAUUUCUACAACGAAUUCCGUCUUUUUCCAGUGCGACAUCCAGGGAGUUUUUGAGAAAUUGGUACAUAAGAUGCCUAUAGUAGUGAAGAAUACAGAGAGAAUGGCUAAAGCUGCAGGCAUCUUUGGAAUUCCUCUUUUAGUUACUGAGCAAACUCCUGAUAAACUAGGUCAUACAUUAGAGAGUAUACAGAAGGUGUAUCCUCCAGAUACACCUGUUAUCCAUAAGACUUCCUUUUCCAUGAUGAAUGAUGAAGUUACUGAAUAUUUUAAAUCUCUUAAUAGAGAUACUGUAGUCUUAUAUGGAAUCGAGACUCAUGUGUGCGUACAGCAGACAGCUUUAGAUUUAUCUGCAAUGGGAGUCAAAGUUCACCUUAUUACAGACUGUGUUUCUUCUACUUGUCCUCACAAAAGAGCUACAGCUAUUAAGAGAAUGACUCAAGCUGGGGUCUACAUGACCACAUUUGAAGCUUGCAUGUUCGAAAUCAUGAGAGAUUGUAAUCAUGAAAAAUUCAAGGACAUCCUCAAGCAUGUUUUGAAAGAUAACCCUAAGGACACAUUUGAAGUUGUAUAAAGAUUUUAGCCAAAAGCUUCAGAUAUUUU